Molecule: messenger RNA, 3683 nt
Organism: Myotis lucifugus (little brown bat)
Lineage: Eukaryota; Metazoa; Chordata; Mammalia; Chiroptera; Vespertilionidae
Gene: EOMES
Product: eomesodermin
Exons: 6
Coding region: 415-2526 (703 amino acids)
Biological process (GO): positive regulation of DNA-templated transcription; mesoderm formation; regulation of transcription by RNA polymerase II
Cellular component (GO): nucleus
Molecular function (GO): RNA polymerase II cis-regulatory region sequence-specific DNA binding; DNA-binding transcription factor activity, RNA polymerase II-specific
Source: RefSeq, a predicted model, not a curated record
AAGUUUCCAAAGUGGUCAACUUGACCGGUAGCUCGGCAGUCGCCAAGGGCAGAGAGGCUAGCGCCGGUGGGUGGAUGGGAACAGAGAGCCAAGUCCUCCUCUUACUGGGUGCGAGUGGGGGAGGAGCCUGGGGGUCCGGAGAGGCUAGCAGGACGGCUAAGAAAACGAGAGUGCGUCUCCAUCAGUUCUCACCUCCUGCCUGGCGAGCUCGGCGCGCUUUCCUUGCGGAAAGGACGCUGGGUUGCGUCCGCGCGGGGGUGCCUUAGCCGCCCCCGUGUCGCCAGGUGGGCAGCCCCGACACCGGAGGAAGGGGAAGUUACCUUCCCCUCGGAAGAGGGCGCUGGCUCCCCCAUCCAGCCUUUAUAAUAAGGCCGCAGGAGGAGAGGCAGCCUUGCCGUCUGCGCUCCGUAAAGCAUGCAGUUAGGGGAGCAGCUUUUGGUGAGCUCGGUGAACCUGCCCGGCGCGCACUUCUACCCGCUGGAGAGCGCGCGGGGCGGCGGGGGCGGGCCCGCCGGCCACCUCCCCGGCGCGACCCCCUCGCCCCAGAGGCUGGACUUAGACAAAGCGCCGAAGAAGUUCUCGGGCAGCCUCUCGUGCGAGGCGGGGAGCGGGGAACCCGCAGCUGCCAGCGCGGGGGCCCCCGCGGUCAUGCUCAGUGACGCCGACGCCGGGGACGCCUUCGCCAGCACCGCGGCAGUGGCCAAGCCAGGGCCCCCGGACGGCCGCAAGGGCUCCCCCUGCGGGGAAGAGGAGCUCCCCUCCGCCGCCACUGCAGCCGCCACCGCCGCGGCCGCCGCCACCGCGCGCUACUCCAUGGACAGCCUGAGCUCGGAGCGCUACUACCUCCAGUCCCCCGGGCCGCAGGGCUCCGAGCUGGCCGCGCCCUGCUCGCUCUUCCCGUACCAGGCGGCAGCCGGGGCGCCCCACGGACCUGUGUACCCGGCUCCCAACGGGGCGCGCUACCCCUAUGGCUCCAUGCUGCCCUCCGGCGGCUUCCCCGCCACCGUGUGCCCACCCGGGAGGGCGCAGUUCGGCCCGGGAGCCGGCGCCGGCGGCGGCGCGGGCACCAGCGGCGGCGGGGGAGGUGGCCCGGGCGCCUAUCAGUACAGUCAGGGGGCUCCCCUCUACGGGCCGUACCCCGGGGCAGCAGCCGCGGGUUCGUGCGGAGGAUGGGGGAGCUUGGAGGUUUCUGGUUCCAGUUUACGUGCUCACGUCUACCUAUGCAACCGGCCUCUGUGGCUCAAGUUCCACCGCCACCAAACCGAGAUGAUCAUUACGAAACAGGGCAGGCGCAUGUUUCCUUUCUUGAGCUUCAACAUAAACGGACUCAAUCCUGCCGCCCACUACAACGUGUUCGUGGAGGUGGUGCUGGCCGACCCCAACCACUGGCGCUUCCAGGGGGGCAAGUGGGUGACCUGCGGCAAAGCCGACAAUAACAUGCAGGGCAACAAAAUGUACGUCCACCCAGAGUCUCCUAAUACUGGUUCCCACUGGAUGAGACAGGAGAUUUCCUUUGGGAAAUUAAAACUCACCAAUAACAAAGGCGCCAAUAACAACAACACUCAGAUGAUAGUCCUACAGUCUUUACACAAGUACCAACCACGACUGCACAUUGUUGAAGUUACAGAGGAUGGCGUGGAGGACUUGAAUGAGCCCUCAAAGACUCAGACCUUUACCUUCUCAGAAACGCAGUUCAUUGCCGUGACGGCCUACCAAAACACCGACAUAACGCAACUAAAGAUUGAUCACAACCCCUUUGCAAAAGGCUUCAGGGACAACUACGAUUCCAUGUACACCGCUUCAGAAAAUGACAGGUUAACUCCAUCUCCCACGGAUUCUCCUAGAUCCCAUCAGAUUGUCCCUGGAGGUCGGUACGGCGUCCAGUCCUUCUUCCCGGAGCCCUUUGUCAACACUUUACCUCAAGCCCGAUAUUAUAACGGCGAGAGAACCGUGCCACAGACCAACGGCCUCCUUUCACCCCAACAGAACGAAGAGGUGGCCAACCCUCCCCAGCGGUGGCUUGUCACGCCUGUCCAGCAACCCGGGACCAACAAACUAGACAUCGGUUCCUAUGAGUCUGAAUAUACGUCCAGCACCUUGCUCCCCUAUGGCAUUAAAUCCUUGCCCCUGCAGACAUCCCAUGCCCUGGGGUAUUACCCUGACCCAGCCUUCCCUGCAAUGGCAGGGUGGGGAGGUCGAGGUUCCUAUCAGAGGAAGAUGGCCGCUGGACUCCCAUGGACCUCCAGAACCAGCCCCCCUGUGUUCUCUGAAGAUCAGCUCUCCAAGGAGAAAGUCAAAGAAGAAAUGAGCUCUUCUUGGAUAGAGACUCCCCCUUCCAUCAAGUCUCUGGAUUCCAACGAUUCGGGGGUGUACACCAGCGCUUGUAAGCGAAGGCGGCUGUCUCCCAGCUCCUCUAGCAAUGAAAAUUCUCCCUCCAUAAAGUGUGAGGACAUGAACGCCGAAGAAUACAGUAAAGACACCUCAAAAGGCAUGGGGGGAUAUUAUGCUUUUUACACAACUCCCUAAAGAGUGGUUUUGACCUCAUCAAAAUGAGCUAAGUUUUUGCAGAUGAACUUGGUGGUGUUUUUUGUUGUCUCCUUUGCCUAGGUUGCCAAAAAGAUGUUUGCCUUCCACCUUGAUGCAUCCUGUUCUGUGCAAUUCUCUAAAAGAAGGUGCCAAAGCUUUUUGAUUGCUGCAGGUAAUGGAAACAAGCCUAGCAUUUUAUCUUUUUCUUUCUGAAAUACAGUUAAUGGAGGACUUGGAAGGGUUUUAAAAUUUGAAGGUCAUUCAAGGUUCUGGAUUUAUUUAUUGGAAACACUAAACAUUCAGAGAAUGGGGCUGUGAAGAUGGAGUGCUGAGCGCUAUCCAAUGAGUUGAAAGCUUUGGUUCUUAUUUCUGUUUUUUUAAAUCUGUGAGCAUAUAGAAGCCCAGAAUCGGUAAGGUAUUUUGCUUCUAGAAGAGAAGGGCUGGUCCUUAAGCUUCAACAGGGGACUUUUUGCUGUUACCUUCUGCUAGGGUCAAAAGAUGUUAGGCCUGGGAGGCAAGAAAAACUUUUGUAAAAGAAGGUAUUGGUCUUACUGACUUGGAUUCCUCCCAGGCUUUCAGCACAAGCCAUGUCUGCCCUGGUUCAGGAUCGCCUCGCUGGCUAGGCCUCUGCUGUGUGCCCGGGUGGCUCAUAAGACUCAGGAGAGGACAAGGGAGGGAGUCACCCCCCCCCCCCAAACUAAAGAAAAAAAGAAUGAACGAAAAAGAAAAAUUUUAAGUGUACAGUUUGUGUGCUUAGAUACACUGUAGAAUAAUGUGGAAUAUAUUGUACAAAUAGUCUACCUGUGUGUCUGAGAUGAUGUAAAAUCGGUGCUUUGGCUUUUGUACAGAAUGUGCAGAUCACCUGGCAACAGCUGCAGAGGCGGGGGGGUCGUUUCUCUCCUCAUCCCAGCCGAAUUGGGGAAUGUUCUGUUUACUUUUUAGAUAGUUAAGAAUGUAUUCAACUACUCUCUACUUAACUUGAACCGUGUCUAAGGGAAACUCCUAUUUCGUCCUCUUCCUUCGCCACCCCCCACUACCCAACUUGGUAAUGUGAAGAAAGUAAAACCCGACGCCACAGCUCCUGUAGGCUUUUUAGAGACCUUGGAUUUUCAUGUACAGUCCUAGUCAUUUUUUAAUAAAUGUGGUUCAUUAAGGGA